AUGCCAACUUCGACAACCUUGUCUCCCAAUACCGCAAACUAUUCUCUCCCAGAGAAUAAUGCUUUGGAAGUGAGCACAACUAUCCCGCCAACACCAAACACGGAUGCCUGCACCUGUCUUCAUAACAAGCUUCCGUGCUUAUUCAAGCCGGCGACCAGCAACAUGGGCACGUUGACGGGGGUUCUCUGCAGCCUGCUUGGUCAAGUUGGAGGCAGUUGUGUGGAUAUUGGAACGAACAAGACCACUGGUGUGUAUGGGACAGUUGCUAGCUGUGACCCUGCCACUCGUCUCUCUUACGCCUUCUCCCAAUACUACGAACUAACCGCUCGUGUGGCCACUUCUUGCGACUUCGCGGGCAAUGCCACGCUAUCCGACUCGGUCAAGUUGUCGCCCCCCAACGUCGUUGCGCGAAGCUCAGCUGUAACCCAAUGCCUCACCAGCCCGAGCGCAGUUUUCACCCCCAAAGCAAGCUCUGGUGCCCCCGGUCCCUCGGGCAGUGCUGGCGGUGGAGGUGGAGGUAAUGGUUCGGGUGGUAAUAGAGGCAGUAGUGGUGGAAUGGCGGAAGCCACAACACAAAUGGCGCGAGUGUCCCUAUGCGGGUCGGGGUUGGUGGUCUCACCUUGA
This is a messenger RNA of Mycena indigotica, 624 nucleotides long. Its product is annotated as 1,3-beta-glucanosyltransferase. The record is from RefSeq and is a predicted model, not a curated record. Bases 1 to 624 code for a protein of 207 amino acids. NCBI's taxonomy places the organism in Eukaryota, Fungi, Basidiomycota, Agaricomycetes, Agaricales, Mycenaceae. The transcript has 2 exons.